This is a messenger RNA of Effrenium voratum, 521 nucleotides long. The record is from the annotation of a GenBank genome assembly. Lineage: Eukaryota; Dinophyceae; Suessiales; Symbiodiniaceae.
UCAAGGGUAAUUCCCUUCAGCUGAUCGAACGUCCGCGGUACAACUGGGAGGAAGAUAGCAGCCAUGCCGACACCAGCGGACAAGAGGAAGAUCGUGAAGAAGCGCACGAAGAAGUUCCCGCGCUUCCAGGCAGACCGCUUCAAGCGCAUGAACCCGGCUUGGCGCAAGCCCAGAGGCAUCGAUGGCCGCGUGCGCAGGCGAUUCAAGGGCUCCACUUUGUGCCCCAAGAUUGGCUACGGAUCGGACAAGAAGACCAGGUUCCGCCUGAAGAAUGGCUUCUACAAGUUUGUCGUGCGAUGCCCAGCUGACUUGGAGAUGCUGCUCAUGCACAAUGAGAAGUAUGCCGUGGAGGUUGCCCACAACAUCGGUGCCAAGAAGCGCAAGGAGAUCGUGGAGCGGGCAGACGAGCUGCGCUUGUACGUGACCAACCGCAACGCCCGCCUUAAGCAGGAGGAGAGCGCGUGAGAGAAGCACUAGUGGAAGUCGGCCUUUUGGGCACCCCCUUUUGCAGGCGAACAAAC